CUUCAUGCGACGCGGGUCGUGGAGCGCUCACUCACGAAGGACGCCAGGAAAGAAAUUGUGAUGAACUGAAAAGGAUAAAGCUCUUGGAGAAGUGAUGGCGAUGUCUUGUUUGGCUCAAGCCCUGCGUUCCCUUUCCCUCUCCCAGCCAGCCUUGCUGUCCUCUCAGGUCAAAUUGGGUCUUAAGUCGUGUGUGCCAGUGUUAUUACCAUGUAGUGCGACUGGUGCAGCUCCUUGCCGGGGAUUCCUUACCACAGCCUCUCUGGAGCAGAACAGAACUUAUUGGAAGCAAAGAGAGAAGUACUCAAUCAGACCAAUGGGAAUGAAGAAGACAGGUGGAAGGGAUCACACAGGUAGAAUCAGGACACACGGCAUCGGCGGUGGCCACAAGCAGAAAUACCGCUGGAUCGACUUCCAGCGUCUGCGCUAUGCAGAAGAUGAAGAUGGAGAAGGGCAACCGUUUGACGAGAAGGUUGUACAAGUGCGAUAUGACCCGUGCAGGUCAGCUGACAUCGCUCUGGUGGUUGGCGGCAGCCGAAAAAGAUGGAUCAUCGCGACAGAGAACAUGCAGGAGGGUGACAUCAUUAAAACAUCGCCUAUGAUUGGACGCAUGGCAGUGUCAGCAAAUGAGGGUGACUCCUAUCCACUAGGAGCACUUCCUGUGGGCACUCUGGUCAACAAUCUGGAAGUACAACCUGGGAGAGGAGCACAGUAUAUUCGUGCUGCAGGCACAAAUGGUGUUCUGCUUCGUAAAGUAAAUGGAACAGCCAUUGUUCAGCUUCCAUCAAAGCGGCAGGUUCAGGUACUGGAGACAUGCAUGGUAACGGUGGGACGCGUGUCCAACGUGGACCACAACAAGAGGAUCAUCGGAAAGGCGGGCCGCAAUCGCUGGCUCGGAAUUCGCCCGUCCAGCGGCUUGUGGCAGAGGAAAGGAGGCUGGGCCGGACGAAAGAUUAAACCGCUGCCACCGAUGAAGAGUUUUGUCAACCUGCCGUCUGUCUCUGCUAACUAAAUGACAUAUGCUUGGAAUAAAGCAAUGCUUGUUUGUACAGAAGAUUAAAAAUUUUAUUAAACACAACUGCUUGUGAGAGCA
Molecule: messenger RNA, 1090 nt
Organism: Corythoichthys intestinalis (scribbled pipefish)
Lineage: Eukaryota; Metazoa; Chordata; Actinopteri; Syngnathiformes; Syngnathidae
Gene: mrpl2
Product: mitochondrial ribosomal protein L2
Exons: 8
Coding region: 95-1009 (304 amino acids)
Biological process (GO): mitochondrial translation
Cellular component (GO): ribosome; mitochondrial large ribosomal subunit
Molecular function (GO): RNA binding; structural constituent of ribosome
Source: RefSeq, a predicted model, not a curated record